This is a messenger RNA of Lolium rigidum, 1084 nucleotides long. Its product is annotated as ethylene-responsive transcription factor 3-like. Lineage: Eukaryota; Viridiplantae; Streptophyta; Magnoliopsida; Poales; Poaceae. The transcript has a single exon. Gene Ontology annotation, molecular function: DNA-binding transcription factor activity; DNA binding. The record is from RefSeq and is a predicted model, not a curated record. Gene Ontology annotation, biological process: regulation of DNA-templated transcription. Bases 201 to 791 code for a protein of 196 amino acids.
CCCCGAGCGGCCACCACCAGCACCAAGGUAGGGGAAGCAGAAGGGGAGGAGAAACCAAAGCAAGCAGCCCGAGGGGCCAGGGCAGGGGUAGCGAAAACAAAAAACCACAGGGGGGAAGAACAACACACGCCACUGACCAAACCCUAGGCCAGCCCAGACGAGACGAGGAGGGGAGGAGGCCCGCCAGCGCGCCGGCCGCGAUGCGCAAGGCCAGGCCGCCCCACCCCCACCCGCACCCCUCGCCGUCCCCGGAGAUCCGCUACCGCGGCGUCCGCAAGCGCCCCUCCGGCCGCUACGCCGCCGAGAUCCGGGACCCCGCCAAGAAGACGCCGAUCUGGCUCGGCACCUUCGACUCCGCCGAGGACGCCGCGCGAGCCUACGACGCCGCCGCACGAUCCCUCCGCGGGCCCACCGCCCGCACCAACUUCCCCUCAUCCGCCUCCGCCGCGCCUCCCCCGCCGCGGCCCCCGGCCGCGGCGGCCACGCCCGCCACCUCCAGCCACAGCAGCACCGUCGAGUCCUGGAGCGGCGGCGGCCCGCGGGCCCCCGCCCUGGCGCCCCGCAGCGCCGCCACCGCGACCACCGAUGAGGACCAGGAGGACUGCCGCAGCUACUGCGGCUCCUCCUCCUCCGUCCUCUGCGCCGGCGCCGAGGACGACGACGACACCGCCGCGGCAUCCCGCUCCCCGCUGCCCUUCGAUCUGAACAUGCCGCCCCCGCAGGACGCCACCGCGGCCGCCGCAGAGGCUGACCAGAUGAGCUGCCGCUACGACACGCUGCUACGCCUCUAGCCGACCUGCUUCUUCACGAGAAUAGCAAGGAUUGGGAGAAAGGAAAGAUCGAGAUCAGAUCAGCGCUGCCACGCCCCGCUCCGCGCUGCUCUGCUCUUGCCCCUUCUUCCGAUCAUCUGGUGGUGGACUUCUCUCUCACCCUCACGCUAGAAACGGAUAAUUCUUCUUGCCUCUCUCUCUCUUUUUUGUUUUUCCUCUUCUUCUUUUCUUGUUUUUCUUACCACUUUGAUUCGAUAUGUGAAUAAUUCAGUCAUGUAAGCUGCUGCGAGCGAGGAAAUCUGAGCUUUUCCUUA